AUGGAGAGCACAGGGGAAUUAGUACCGUUUCCACUGCUGAACGAGUCGAAUUAUAGGGCAUGCACAAUUCCGCACAGGUUCGCAUCCGACAAUCCGAAGAAGCCUACGCCCACUGAACUCUCUUGGAUCAACAUCUUCCUCAACUCAGUUCCCUCGUUCAAGAAGCGUGCCGAGAGUGAUGAUACGGUUCCUAAUGCUCCUGCCAGAGCCGAAAAAUUUGCUCAAAGAUAUGUGGAAAUACUUGAGGAUUUAAAGAAAGAUCCUGAAAGCCACGGUGGCCCACCAGAUUGCAUUCUACUUUGCCAGAUUCGUGAGCAAGUCCUGAGAGAACUGGGAUUCAGAGACAUAUUCAAAAAGGUUAAGGAUGAAGAAAAUGCCAAGGCAAUAUCCUUAUUUAAAGAUGUAGUUGAUCUUAAUGAUGCUAUCGAGGAUGAGACCAAGCGUGUUCAGAAUUUGGUUAGAGGAAUCUUUGCUGGAAAUAUAUUUGAUCUUGGCUCUGCACAGCUUGCGGAGUUAUUUGCAAAGGAUGGCAUGUCUUUUCAAGCUAGCUGUCAAAACCUUGUCCCUCGACCCUGGGUUAUUGAUGACCUUGACAAUUUCAUAUCUAAGUGGGGCAGAAAAUUAUGGAAAAAAGCUAUAAUUUUUGUAGAUAAUUCUGGCGCAGAUAUUAUUUUGGGUAUAUUGCCAUUCGCUAGAGAGUUACUUCGACAUGGUGUACAGGUUGUAUUGGCAGCAAAUGAUUUACCUUCUAUCAAUGACGUAACUUACCCUGAACUAGUUGAUAUUAUCAUGAAGUUAAAGGACGAGAAUGGGAAGCUUGUGGGGGUUGAUACUUCAAAUCUUUUCAUCGCCAACUCGGGUAAUGAUUUGCCGGUCAUUGAUCUUACAAGAAUAUCGCAAGAACUUGCCUACUUGGCAAGUGAUGCUGACUUAGUGAUUAUGGAGGGAAUGGGCCGUGGAAUUGAGACUAACCUCUAUGCUCAGUUUAAAUGUGAUUCCCUGAAAAUUGGCAUGGUGAAGCACCUGGAGGUUGCACAAUUCCUGGGGGGGAGGCUUUAUGAUUGUGUUUUCAAGUACAACGAAUUUUUGGGUUAA
This is a messenger RNA of Fraxinus pennsylvanica, 1095 nucleotides long. The record is from the annotation of a GenBank genome assembly. Lineage: Eukaryota; Viridiplantae; Streptophyta; Magnoliopsida; Lamiales; Oleaceae.